AGGAAAUGUUUCAAAGCCCAAUACUUUGGUCUUUGUGAUAAUUUAAUUAUUAAAUUAAUGAUUUGCAUAGUGACACUAUAUAUAUAAAACAUAUGCCGACAAUAAGAGCUCAAUCAAAACCCUACUACUUCCCAUUUUGACUCCCCAUUUUGAAAGGUUGAGAUGGAAACAUGCUGGAUUGAACACAAGUCAUACUGUGUAGAGGGAAUACAAGUCAUUGCUGCCGUAUGAAGGAGGUAAACAAAUGUAAACAAUGAAAAUUUUUAUGCAAGCAAUUCGUUGCCUCUUUGUAUAGGUAUUUAGUUGUCACUUUUAGAUAAAUUUUAUGCAAAGAAUGUGUUGAAAGAAAAGUGCAUACCUUAAGUAGCUGCACAAGUUUGGAUAUUUUAAGUACCUGCAUAAGUUUGCCUAUCUUAUGUUGCUCCAUAAGAUAGCAUACCUGCUAAAAAAAUGAUAUACUUUAAUGUAGCUCCACAAUUUUACUGAAAAGAAAAUGAUUGCAUAUGUAAAUGUAUAAUGGUUGGUUCAGUUGUGUGGUUGUUUUCUUUUAAUAAUUUCACUUAGAAUUGAAAGAAGAUAUAAGUUUACUCUAUAUUUUGAUGAAUGAUAGAUGCACUUAUCAUAAACUGAAAAAGACGGUUUCCAUAAAAGUUAACUUACGUUUUGUCAUACAUCUCUGUUUAUUGUACACAUUGUUGAGGUCAAAUUACAUACUCUCACUUCUUAAAAAUUUGUGAAGGUACCUGUUAAAGCAUUAGAUGGUUUAGAGGCUUAUAUCUUUCAUUCAUUGAAUGUAGCAUAUUUUGCACACCUUAAGGUACUCCAAACUUUUGCAGAACCAUUAGGAAAAAAAUAUAAAUGGUCAAGCUUACAAAGAGUGCACAAUUUGGGAGAAAAAGAGGUGUAGCUGUCACCAAUGAUAAAGAUUUACAAAAUAAUGGAAGUACUUCAGAAUCUAUACAAAGUAGGGGAAAAAACACUUAUCUCUCCAAAUUCGUUGAAGAUUGUGGCUGAGAUCCUUCAGAUUUCUCCGAAAAUGAAAUCGGGAAAUGUAUUGAUUGUCGUUUCUGCCGGUGUGGUUCACGUAGAAGAUGAAGAUGGCUUAUUAUUUUGCUGCUGAUCCUUCAGAUUGUGGCUGCUAUCCUUCAGAUUUCUGCUGCUAUACGUUCCAGAGGAGAGAUAGUAUUGAAUGUUGCAUCGAGUGGAAUCGCGUCGCUAUUGCUCCCAGGAGGUCGAACUGCCCAUUCUCGGUUUAAGAUUCCAAUCCAUCCCAAUGAAGAUUCUACGUGCAAUAUAAAACAAGGUAGUGCUCUUGCUGAACUUCUGGUCAAAUGUAAGCUUAUAGUUUGGGAUGAAGCUCCAAUGGUGCAUAAACAUUGCUUUGAAGCUUUAGACCGAACUCUACGUGAUAUUUUGCGGUUUCAAAACCCAAGAAGUCUUGAAAUACCCUUUGGUGGAAAGACAAUAGUGUUUGGUGGAGAUUUCAGACAAAUCCUACCUGUCAUACCUAAGGGAACCAGGCAAGAUAUUGUGAAUGCAUCUAUAAAUUCUUCCUAUUUGUGGCAGCAUACACAUGUCAUGCGUUUAACUAAAAAUUUGAGACUUCUUCAUUUGCCAGCUAACGAUCAAACAGAAUAUUUGGUAAAGUUUUCCGAAUGGAUUGCAAGCAUUGGUGAUGGCACCAUUGGAGGACCAAAUGAUGGUUUUGUGGAGAUUGAGAUUCCAGAUGAAUUUUUAUUAAAAGAUUUUGACGAUCCUAUAGCAAAAAUGGUUGAUUGUAUUUAUCCUUCCUUUGAUUCCGUUCAUGAAGAUCCCAACUAUUUAAAAAAUAGAGCAAUAUUGGCCCCCACCCUCCAAGUUGUUGACAGCAUCAAUGAUUACAUGCUUUCCUUAAAUGGUUCUGAGAUGAAAACCUACCUUAGUUCUAACAGCCCGUGUAAAUCAGAUUCAAAUCCUGACUUUUUAGCCAACAUCCAUACUCCAGAAUUUUUGAAUGGUAUUAAAGUUUCAGGAGUUCCAAAUCAUGAACUGCAUCUUAAAGUUGGAACACCGGUGAUGCUAAUGCGGAACCUUGAUCAUUCUCAAGGGUUGUGUAAUGGGACCAGGAUGGUUAUUACCAGAUUAGGUAAGCAUAUUUUGGAAGCAAAAGUUUUGACAGGAUUGAGUGCAGGUGAGAAGGUUUUGAUACCGAGAAUGUCUUUGACUCCAUCUGAUGUGAGAUUGCCUUUCAAGUUUGAAAGAAGACAAUUUCCUUUGAUCGUCUCAUAUGCCAUGACGAUAAAUAAGAGUCAAGGACAAUCAUUGUCCAAUGUUGGAUUAGUCUUAAAAAAACCUGUUUUUAGUCAUGGUCAGUUAUACGUUGCGCUUUCACGUGUCACUAAUCCCACUGGUUUGAAAAUAGCUAUAUGUGACACAGAUGGGAAAAGUACCAAUGUAACGAUGAACGUUGUAUUUAAGAAAAUAUUCCGAAAUUUGUAAGACAAUUUGUUUUCAGGUUCUAUAAAUGUUCAUUUGUAUUUAUAUUGAUAUUAC
Cuscuta epithymum is the source of this 2532-nucleotide messenger RNA. The record is from the annotation of a GenBank genome assembly. Lineage: Eukaryota; Viridiplantae; Streptophyta; Magnoliopsida; Solanales; Convolvulaceae.